This is a messenger RNA of Tilletiaria anomala UBC 951, 541 nucleotides long. RefSeq names its product putative RPL42B-ribosomal protein L36a.e. The record is from RefSeq and is a predicted model, not a curated record. Gene Ontology annotation, cellular component: ribosome; cytosolic large ribosomal subunit. The coding region runs from base 1 to 321 and encodes 106 amino acids. Gene Ontology annotation, molecular function: structural constituent of ribosome. NCBI's taxonomy places the organism in Eukaryota, Fungi, Basidiomycota, Exobasidiomycetes, Georgefischeriales, Tilletiariaceae. Gene Ontology annotation, biological process: translation. The transcript is spliced from 5 exons.
AUGGUUAACGUGCCAAAGACUCGCCGCACCUACUGCAAGGGGAAGACAUGCAAGAAGCACACCCCGCACAAGGUGACCCAGUACAAGACUGGUAAGGCCUCGCUCGCAGCUCAGGGUAAGCGAAGGUAUGACCGCAAGCAAAAGGGUUACGGUGGUCAAACCAAGCCGGUCUUCCACAAGAAAGCAAAGACCACCAAGAAGGUCGUCCUGCGUUUGGAGUGCACGGCUUGCAAGUACAGGUCGCACGCAGCUCUGAAGCGAUGCAAACACUUCGAGCUUGGUGGUGACAAGAAGCAGAAGGGUGCUGCCCUUAGUUUCUAAGCGUCCACCAUGGUUAACUUGUAAAUGCAACUCUGGUCACAUUACUGCACUGAUUUUUGCUCGAGCGCCCACAUGAAUGAGGGAAUUGGCAUGCGCUUUAACGCAGAACAGGCCCAGGAAGGAAAUGAAACGCGGGAAGGAUGGUGUUGGAUCAAGCAGAACAAGUGUGGAUGAAUGCGACCGCAUCGGGGGCGUCUCAUAUGCUACAGUUUAAGGUUCG